AUGGCAGGCACAAGAAAUUCAAUUAAGUCACAGGGUACCCAACUCUUUGCGGGACUUGAACCACCCACGCGUAAAAGAAAGAACUCUGUGGCUAGUUCAAGUGGCUCUACCCAAAAACCCUCAUCGAGCAAUAAAGGCUCCGCAAAAGUCCCAAGCAGUUCGAUAAUCAAAAAGGGUCAUAAAACAGCACUCGACAAUCAAAUGACGGGAAUGAAGCAAACACUUGCCAAGUGGACUAAACAAUUUGAGGAAGGGGACGCUAAACUGAAAGAUUCUAUGACUAGGAUAGCAGCUGAAAUAACGCAACUCCAAACCGAUACUGAGAGUAUAAUCCUUGACGAACCUGAGAAUCCCGAAACCAAAUCUUCAGAGGCAGAGGACAGUUUGUUUGUCCCACAGAAUUCAGAUGGUUCAGACGAUCCAGAUGGUUCAAACGGUUCAAACGGUCCAAACGGUUCAAACGGUUCAAACGGCUCAAACGGUUCAAACGGCUCAAACGGUUCAAACGCUUCAGACGCUUGGGACAGUUCAGACGAUUCAGACAGCUCAGAGAGUUCAAAUAAUAAGCAACAGACCCCUGAGUCAUCCGAUCCAUAUGAUCUUGUUGGCCCAAUCCAUCUUGAAUAUGAAUCGGAGUAUGGAUCUAUGAUGGGAUUUUUCAAGGGACGAUUUGGCCGCAAAUAUGUAUUGUUUGAACAGGGGCCCAGCACGGCCUCCAGACAUAGACUGGUUAGCGAGAACGAAUUAGGUCAGAAAGUUGACGAAAGAACUACAAAUAACCUUUGUGGGCAGCAACGUGGUGACCAAGAAGGUGGGAAGAUUAUGUGGCUGCAAGACGCGAUAACGGUCCCAUUUUCCGGUACUCUAGACUUCGUCAGUCCCUUGGUUCCAAAGAAGUGUAGACCACAAGGGGACUGUAACGGAGAUUCGCCAAUUACGAGGAUUGUGGCUAAGUGGAAAAUUGGUGAUAAAACACUUCUGACGGUUGAGACAAGAACUACUGUUAGAAAGAUGUGGUUUAAGCGAGGAAAAACAACCCUACAAAGUGACCUGAAGUACCAGGGUAAGGUUAUCGUACCAAAAGGUUGCCAGAUCAGUUGGGCAGACUUAGCCAUUAUCCAAGUGAGGAUUGCACGCGAGCUUAAAUAUGAAAAGGGACAAAAGGCACCAAAAGCAGUGAGUUUUAAAUUAGAGGAAGACUUAUGA
Messenger RNA from Ilyonectria robusta, 1206 nucleotides. RefSeq lists its product as uncharacterized. NCBI's taxonomy places the organism in Eukaryota, Fungi, Ascomycota, Sordariomycetes, Hypocreales, Nectriaceae. The record is from RefSeq and is a predicted model, not a curated record. The transcript has a single exon. The coding region runs from base 1 to 1206 and encodes 401 amino acids.